This is a messenger RNA of Urocitellus parryii (Arctic ground squirrel), 1385 nucleotides long. NCBI's taxonomy places the organism in Eukaryota, Metazoa, Chordata, Mammalia, Rodentia, Sciuridae. The record is from RefSeq and is a predicted model, not a curated record.
AUGUCCCUCAACCUCCUGGAAAAACAGGUCAUCUCAGAAGUAGGGGUCAGGACCUUGGUGGGCAACCAGAAGCAGGAAGUGCUACUCAGGAGGCUGAGGGAGGAUGAACCCACCACCCCGCCCACUGGGGACCUUUUCACAGCAGCCAUGAACAUGAUCCUGCCAGACUUCAAGAAGCCAGCCUGCUUUGGCACCUACAUCAUCUGCUACUUCACUGGCAUCAGCAGUGAGAGCGACGUCCCUGACCUCUUCCACAUCACCUCCAGGUACCCCCUUAUGGACAAGCUAGAGGAGGUCUACUUCCGGAUCCAGGACCUGGAGAUGUUUGAACCUGGCCGGAUGCACCGCCUCCAGGAGCUCACAGGGGACAACUACCUGCAGAGCCCCAGUGGCCGGCAGCUCAAGGAGGCCGUGGAGAAGUUCCGGGAGUGGCAGACCCAGUGCCCUGACUGGUUUGAACAUGAGAACCUUUGCUCCGCGGAUGACCAGAACCUCCCGUCCCUGGACGAAGAAGUGUUUGAGGAGCCACUGCAGCCGCCGGGGAGCGGGAUGGUCAGGCAGAAGCCCCUGGUGCGGGAACCUGCCUCCAAGGGCUGCCUGAGGGUAGAUUUAUGUGUGGGUGAGGAAGGAAGGGGGAUGUCCAGGGUGGCACCCCAAUUGCAGCCCCAGGGGGAGGCCAUCCAAACUGUGGUGCUCCCCAGAGAGCAGGUCCCUGCUGCUUGUGCCGUGGAGCUGGUUCCUCUUUCUGACAGCAGCGUGGCCAGCCGGCUGACCUGGGUGGAGGAGGGCGAGGCCUGCCCCCUGCUGGAGGAUCGUGGCCUCCAGAGAAAGAGCCUCCUCUUCCUCCCCGGGGACCCUGAGGACUCGCCUCUCUGCAGCACUCCAGUGGCGUCACCUGGCCACCUCCCCGAUGGCGUGAGGGAGCAGCUGGGGGGCUUGAUGCUCUCACUUCUGCAGCAGAGUCUGAAGAGCCAGGCCCAGGGUGCAUGGGAAGACCCUGCCCUUGUCCUCAAGGACCCCUCCAUACCCUGUGAGGAGGAGCAGCGGCAGUCCGUGCAGUCGGACCAGGGCUACAUCUCCAGGAGCUCCCCACAGCCCCCUGAUGGGCUUGGGGAAAUGGAGGAGGAGGAGGAAGAACAGGACCUAGGGAAGUCAGCUGAGCAGCUGUCUCCUGAGCUUCUGCAGGACCUGAGGAGCCUCCAGCAGCAGCUUUUCUUCCAAGAUCUCCAAAAGAACUCUGGCUGGGACAGUGUGGAGUCAGAGAGGCCGGCUACAGAAUAGCAGGCCGCUUCCUAGGGCCUCCCUGGUCCUGACCCUCCAUAGGGUAUUCAUGUGCAUGUGGGUGUACAUGUGUGUGUGUGUGUGUGUGUGUGUGUGUGUGUGAG